GUCAACCGUCACCGCUACUAAUCAUGAAGUGCAUCAUCGCCGUCGCUACCGUGCUGUUGCUGGCAAUCGGUUCGUCCCAAGCUGACUACCACGCGAAGGGUUAUGGCAAACCGGCCGCACACUACGGAGGUGGCCACGGAGGACAUCAUGUGCCGUGUGGAUCGAAUCUGCUGCUGAGCUGUCACCCCAACGUUGCCCAGGUGCCCUGCGUACCGGCUCACGGUGGACACCACGAGUAUCAUCACGCUGCACCGGCCGCUCAUCAUGCUGCACCGGCUUACCACCACGCACCGGCCCCGGCACCAGCAUACCAUCAUGCCCCGGCUCCAGUGUACCAUCAUGCACCGGCACCCGCCAAGUACUAG
Molecule: messenger RNA, 365 nt
Organism: Anopheles maculipalpis
Lineage: Eukaryota; Metazoa; Arthropoda; Insecta; Diptera; Culicidae
Product: vitelline membrane protein 15a-1-like
Exons: 1
Coding region: 24-365 (113 amino acids)
Source: RefSeq, a predicted model, not a curated record